This is a messenger RNA of Haliotis rufescens (red abalone), 604 nucleotides long. RefSeq names its product NPC intracellular cholesterol transporter 2-like. The record is from RefSeq and is a predicted model, not a curated record. NCBI's taxonomy places the organism in Eukaryota, Metazoa, Mollusca, Gastropoda, Lepetellida, Haliotidae. The transcript is spliced from 4 exons. Gene Ontology annotation, biological process: sterol transport. Gene Ontology annotation, molecular function: sterol binding. Bases 103 to 552 code for a protein of 149 amino acids.
AGAAGAUAAGAGACCAUGGCUAGUGUGCUGACCAAGUUUGUACACUGACAUUAACCUCGUGGUUCAGGUGAAGUCGUGUUGGACCUGACUCAACCCUUGAAUAUGUUCCUGCAUCUGGCGGCCAUCCUGAUUCUCACUGUGGGGUCAUGCUCGGGAAAUUCCGUGACGGACUUCGGAGACUGUGGCUCGAGUGUUGGUGAAAUCAACAACAUUGACAUAACUCCUUGUGACCACCCCUCCUCCCGGUGUAGAAUUCCCCGGGGCACCAACGCCACUCUCGCCGUCAACUUCACCGCAAAUGGGCAGAUUACUUCAGCUAAAACCUUCAUAUGGGGAAUUGUUGACGACAAUAUGUACCCAUUUCCGGUUCCGCUGGAUGCGUGUGAGCACAUGAAGUGUCCUUUACAGAGCGGAAGCCAGGCCGUCUACAACAACGUAUUCUUCUUAUCUGCAGUGUUACCACCGAUAAAUGCGACGGCCAAGUUCGAGCUGGUUGAUCAACUCGACAGACGAAUUAUCUGUUUCACUGUUCCCGUACUGCUCGCGUGGUGAUGUCACCGGGUGGCCAUAUCAUAUAUUUAUAGUUAAUAAAAAAUUAAAUGAA